AUGGGCAAGGACAAAAAAGUUGAGCAAAACAAAGUAAUAGUUGUGGAAUUUAAGGUUUCGAUGCACUGCAACGCUUGUGAGAGAACCGUCGCCAAAACCAUAUCCAAGUGUAAAGGAGUGGAAAAGUUCAUUACAGAUAUGAACAAGCACCAGGUGGUGGUAACGGGUAGGAUCGAUCCGAAAAGAGUCUUGAAGAAACUAAAGAAGAAGACAGGGAAGAGAGUGGAGAUUGUGUCUAACAAGGAUGAGGAGUCCAACGACGAAUCUAAUGAAUCGGAUAAACUUGUUCUAAUGCACCCUUUUGUGCUUCAAAAUGAUUGUUGCAUAAGCACUGAAGCCUUGAUGAUGUUCAGUGAUGAGAACCCAAAUGCAUGUGCACUAAUGUAG
Molecule: messenger RNA, 387 nt
Organism: Gastrolobium bilobum
Lineage: Eukaryota; Viridiplantae; Streptophyta; Magnoliopsida; Fabales; Fabaceae
Product: heavy metal-associated isoprenylated plant protein 19
Exons: 2
Coding region: 1-387 (128 amino acids)
Molecular function (GO): metal ion binding
Source: RefSeq, a predicted model, not a curated record